Molecule: messenger RNA, 3989 nt
Organism: Hemibagrus wyckioides
Lineage: Eukaryota; Metazoa; Chordata; Actinopteri; Siluriformes; Bagridae
Gene: gsna
Product: gelsolin a
Exons: 17
Coding region: 188-2404 (738 amino acids)
Biological process (GO): actin filament severing; barbed-end actin filament capping; actin polymerization or depolymerization
Cellular component (GO): cytoplasm; actin cytoskeleton
Molecular function (GO): actin filament binding; phosphatidylinositol-4,5-bisphosphate binding
Source: RefSeq, a predicted model, not a curated record
UCUAAUUUUCCUGCGGCGAUAUAAAUCUCCAGAGUCACCGCCUCCUCCUCCUCCUCUCUCAGUGCUGUGUCAGAGGGGCGUCUCCCGGUCGAGAUUACAGUCAAAGCGGCCUGUGUUUAUUCUGCACACCGAGACACUCUCAGCAGCCGCAGUCACACCCAGAAGAUACCACUCAGCAAUAGACAUUAUGGUGUAUCAUCCUGAGUUUGAGAAGGCAGGCCAGCAGCCUGGACUGCAGGUGUGGAGGGUUGAGAAUUUUGACCUGGUUCCUGUACCAGAGAACCUGUACGGAGGGUUCUACACAGGCGACGCCUACGUGGUCCUCAACACCAUCAAACAGCGCUCGGGGAACCUGCAGUAUGACCUCCACUUCUGGCUGGGUGAUUUCUGCACGCAGGAUGAAAGCGGCUCAGCAGCCAUAUUUACAGUGCAGAUGGAUGACCACCUGGACGGAAAACCCAUACAAUACCGUGAGGUCCAGGGACACGAAUCUAAAGCUUUCCUGGGCUACUUUAAAAAAGGUCUGCAGUACAUGAAAGGAGGAGUCGCUUCAGGGUUCAAGCACGUCGUCACCAACGAGGUAGUGGUUCAGCGUGUGCUCCAGGUCAAAGGUCGUCGUGUUGUAAGGGCGACAGAGGUGCCGGUCAGCUGGGACAGCUUCAACCAAGGCGACUGCUUCAUCCUGGACCUCGGCAACGAGAUCUACCAGUGGUGCGGAUCCAAGAGCAAUCGCUUCGAGAAGCUGAAGGCCACUCAGCUCGCCAAGGCAAUUCGUGAUAAUGAGCGCAGCGGGAGAGCCCGCGUGUACGUCUGCGAUGAAGGAGUGGAACGAGAAAAGAUCAUCGAGGUUCUAGGAGAAAAGCCAGACCUGCCUGAAGGAACUGAUGAUGACCUCAAAGCAGAUGCGUCCAACAGGAAGCUGGCUAAACUGUACAAGGUUUCGGACGCUAGCGGAACCAUGGCUAUGGCUUUGGUGGCUGAUGAGAAUCCGUUUACUCAGAGCGCUCUGGAGUCCACAGACUGCUUCGUUCUGGAUCAUGGUUCAGACAGCAAGAUCUUUGUCUGGAAAGGAAAGGACGCCAACGUCGAGGAGCGCAAGGCAGCCAUGAAAGCAGCAGAUGGCUUCAUUAAGAAGAUGGGCUACCCGAAGCACACUCAGGUACAGAUCCUCCCUGAGAUGGGUGAGACUCCUCUGUUCAAGCAGUUCUUCAAGAACUGGCGUGAUGUGGACCAGACAGACGGCAUGGGCGUGGCGUACGUUUCCAACCACAUCGCCAAGAUUGAGAAGGUUCCGUUCGAUGCUGCAACGCUCCACGAUUCUCCUGCCAUGGCAGCGCAGCACGGCAUGAUCGAUGACGGCAGAGGAGAGAAACAGCUCUGGCGUAUCGAAGGUUCCGACAAGGUUCCUGUCGACCCAUCUACAUACGGCCAGUUUUACGGUGGAGACAGUUACAUCAUCCUUUACAACUACAGACACGGCGGCCGACAGGGUCACAUCAUCUACAUUUGGCAAGGUCUGGACUCCUCACAGGAUGAAAUUGGAGCAUCUGCCAUCCUGGCCGCACAGCUGGACGAUGAGCUCGGAGGUGGGCCUGUGCAGGUGGCUGGUGCUCCUAUCACUACUCAGGUGCGUGUGGUUCAGGGUAAAGAGCCCGCACACCUCAUGAGUCUGUUUGGUGGAAAGCCCAUGGUGGUGUAUCAGGGAGGAACAUCCAGGGAUGGAGGUCAGUCCCAGCCUGCAGAGACUCGCCUCUUCCAAGUCCGCUCCAACUCGGCUGGAUGCACCCGGGCUGUGGAGGUUGAUGCUGUUUCCUCAAACCUGAACUCCAAUGAUGCCUUUGUCCUGGUGACCCCAUCAGGCAGCUUCAUGUGGGUCGGCAUUGGUGCCAGUGACACUGAGAAACAGGGAGCACAGGAGCUGUGCGGCAUCCUCGGGGUCACCACCUCUGAGAUUGCAGAGGGUGGAGAGAGCGGUGGCUUCUGGGCAGCUCUGGGAGGAAAGACAGAGUACCGCACAUCCUCCAGGCUGAAGGAUAAACUGGACACUCACCCACCCAGACUGUUUGCCUGCUCCAACAAAACUGGACGCUUCAUUAUUGAGGAGGUACCUGGGGAGAUGACCCAAGAGGAUCUGGCCACCGAUGAUGUCAUGAUCCUGGAUACAUGGGACCAGGUGUUUGUAUGGAUCGGUAAUGAGGCACAGGAGGAGGAAAAGACUGAGGCAAUGGCUUCAGCUGCCCGUUACAUCGAGACAGACCCGGCCAACCGAGACCGCCGUACUCCUAUUGUGAAGAUCAAGCAGGGCUUCGAGCCUCCCACGUUCACCGGCUGGUUCCUGGGCUGGGACUACGACUACUGGAGCAGCGACCCUCUGGACCGUGCCAUGGCCGACCUUGAGAUUUGAACCCUUUCCACUGACCUUUAAAAAAAACCCUCUGCCUUAUUAGGGUAGCAGUGGAAGUUGCCCUUUGCCACUGAUUGCAAUACUGGAGUAUUUGGGAGUUCAGUGUAAAAAGGCAACUUGUACAUGCUGAGCCUUGUCUGUAGUCAGAAGCUUUUAAUUUCCAAUUGCACUUUUUUUUUACUGCAUUUUAAAAGUAGGCAUUGUAUCUAACUGUAUUGAAGCGCUAGGCUGUCGUUUUUUGAGGUAGACCGUGUAUCUGAGGUGGUAUUGCUGAACAAUCCUUCUUCACUAGUGCUGUUUCUGUGACUCUUUGCAAAGACCAAAAACCAAAUCGAAUCAUAAUUUGUGAUUUGUGAAUCGCAGAUCUUGCUCCCUAAGCGGAUCUCAAAUAAUUAACCACCAAGGGAUUAAGAAUUAUCAAGACUGUUUACUGAGUUUGAUUGUUACUUGUCAGAGCAGCUCUACGAUGCAAAAAAAAUCCCCCAAAGUGGGUUUUUAAUAAAAUAACACUGCCUGGUUCUUCCUGUACGUUUGCAUAAAGUUUGUCUUUACGUCCGAGCAGAAUUUUUACAUCAAUAUAAUCUUCCUUAGUGUGCAAUUUCUUGUCACUGUACUCAGAGUUGAAAUAAAAUGCAGCCAUGUAUUUGAAUAUGUAGUGCCUCAAAAACAGCAUCAUACGUUUUGCAUCCUGUCGAUAUGCCUUCUGAUGCUCAGGAGAUGUACAGGGAGGCCAUCUAAUUUUGAGCAGUUACCCUGGUGUGCUGCCAGAGGGCGCUGGAGAACAGUUUGACAUUAAAUCUAACAUAAAACGCCAAAGAUUAUAGAGAUUACUCCGUAGAGACCACAAAUUUUGUGUGCACAGGGCCUAAUUCAUCUGUGAUAAAAAAAAAAAAAAAAAAAGACAUGCAAGCUCAUAAUCAUUCCUGAUAGGAGUCGGUUCGUCGGUCACACCCAAAACGUUAAUUUAGGCAAAACUACUUUUAUCCAGAUUAUGCUCCAGAAGCUUUUUUAAUAUAGUAAGAUGUACAGUUUAGUUCAAUGUGGCUAUGGGAUACUGUAAUACUUGCAUUUCAUUUGUGUUAAUGAAAUUGCGCCCAUCUUUUGGUUUAAUUUUGGUUUCACGUCCCCCACUUUACUUUGCUAAAGAAAAAAAAAAAACAGUACAUCUGAGUAGAGAAUCCUCUACAGCUGUUCAAAUUGCUUUUAGCUACUACAUGACCUCAGGCUUAUAUUUCAUAACAAAGCAAAAACGUAUCUAAUCUAACAUUGUUACAUGGCAUAAAUCUGUUCCUGAUCAGACUUUACAGACUUUUCUUGUUGUCUUGGUAAAGAAGAAAAGACAGAUCCAGAAUUAGGUCAAAUCAGCAAUGCUCUUAUGUAGAACAGGCUUGUGGUGGUCUCGGAGCCUCUGUGGUAUGUCCCCUUAUUAAUGACCAACUUGACCGUUUGUUUAGAAAGAAAUGUUCAGUAUGCAUCACUGUACCAUAGUGACAAAUUCCAGUCUUUGCUGCUUCUGUUGUCUAAGAUACCAAACAGAUGUUCUCUCUUUUGUUCUCUUAAAAAUAAAAAAAACCCCAGCACCGUU